AUGGAACCAAAAAUCGAAGUACAAACGCAACAGCCCAUUUUACCGCAUACAAACGGAAAACUACCCAAAGAAAUAAAAAAAUUAAUGCGAAAUAACAACCCACCUAGUGACGACAGUGAUUUAGAUGUUUCAUUAACCCCUAGUGAUAGUGAUAGUACCACAUUAACAAUAUUAAAAGACAUAGUUAAUGUACCCCCAGAUGAAAAUGAUAUUAACGGCGGUUUAUAUCAACAUUACUUCAUAAACCACAUGAACAACUUACCGUCGCGCACGGUAGGAAAUUCAUUUGGUCGCCGCUUAUCCCAGUGCCGCGAGGAAGAUGAAGAUGACGACAGAAAGGAGCAAAAAGACCAGAAGACGUCGACGUCGGAAGUGUCCUUAAUUUCGGGCAGUGAUAAAAGUUUGUCGGGAUCGUCGUCUAGCGGUUCGAAAAGCUCGGUGAUCGAUACAAUUACCGGACCUAGACACAAAUUCGUGAUAACAAAGACGAAACAGCCUUCGGAAGCGGCGAAGAUCUUCGCCAGAAGAAAGGAGUAUCGACAGUCGAAUACCGUGCACGGGGAUGAUUUUAAGCGUCCUUCUAUUUAUUCUAUGUUUAAUAGAACUUCACCCUUACAAAGUCCGCAUUAUGAUCGGAAGUUCUUCGACUCGUCGCUCAUCGAGAUGAAAAGUCCCACGUCGAGCACGUCAACUUUGGAUUGCGGGAGUACUGAAGACAUUUGGGUUCGGCGAGGAUCAGAACUUGGAUCUCAACCCCUACCUGUUAUUUCCGGGGAUGAUUUGGAACAGCACACACUUACCAGGCCUCGCUCCGGCACUUGGGGCUCAAAAUCGGAUAGCAAGAAGGAGAAAGAGUCCGGCAAGAAAAAGGAACACAAGUCGAAAGCGGACUCGAAAAAAGAAAUGAAUGCGAGCCGCAGUGGAUCCGCUUCUAGAUCUAACUCGGCCGAACGUAGAAAGUCGGAGGAUUUGCAAAGUCCGAAGAAGGCUGGGAUGUUGGAUGCUUUCCGCUCUCGAUCGCAUUCUGAUGCGGCCAAAAAGAAAUCAAGUAUGCUGAUGGCUACUAUGCGAAAUGCUAUGGUGCAUACUGGCUUAAUGCAUGCUAGACCUAAAACGCCUAGAGACGGAUCCGCUCAUCCGGUUAGAGAUGAUGGAAGUUCGCAUACCCAGUAUUACCACACCGUUACUGCCGCAUCUACCAGUCGAAGUCCUAUGACUAAAGUGAUGGAUAUAUUUAGGAACCGUUCGCAUGCGAGUGUUCCUCCAGAAGACAGACGAAAGCAACCUGCCGUAAUACAUGCUAAACCUAAAACGCCCAAAGACGGAUCAGCGCAUCCAGUUAGAGAGGGAAGAUCGCAUACGCAGUAUUACCACACCGUUACAGCCGCCUCGACCAGCCGAAGUCCUAUGACUAAAGUAAUGGACAUAUUUAGAAACCGUUCCCACGUGAGCGUUCCUCCAGAAGACAGACGAAAGCGAGCCAUCCAGCAACAACAAUUGUCGCAAGGGGCCCACUUACGCCGCAAACCUUUGGAUGCCGAUCGCAGGCGGCAAUCUUUGGGAACCAUUAUACCUCAUCGAGCUUCCGAUGCCUUUUUAGAUCCAAAUCAUGCAGCUAUACUAUUUCGAGAUUCAAGAGGGCUUCCUGUUGUUGACCCCUUCCUGGAGAAGGUGAAUAUAUCUGAUUUAGAAGAAGACGAGUCUCAAAUAUUUGUCAAAUUCUUCAAGUUCCACAAAUGUUACGACCUUAUUCCGACAUCUGCCAAACUUGUGGUUUUUGAUACACAACUUCUUGUCAAGAAGGCAUUUUUUGCGUUAGUCUAUAAUGGUGUGAGAGCAGCUCCACUAUGGGAUAGCUUGCAACAGGAAUUUGUCGGUAUGCUCACUAUAACCGACUUCAUAAAGAUAUUAAGGAUGUAUUAUACCUCCCCGAAUGUCACGAUGGAAGAGUUGGAAGAACACAAGUUAGAUACCUGGAGACAAGUCCUGAAAGAUCACCGAUCUUUAGUUAGUAUAGGCCCCGAUUCCUCACUAUAUGAUGCCAUUAAAACCCUUAUACAUAAUCGCAUUCAUCGGCUGCCUGUGAUCGAUCCCGAUACUGGGAAUGUUUUGUAUAUACUUACACACAAGAGAAUUUUACGAUUUUUGUUUUUAUACAUUAAUGAGUUACCAAAACCUAGCUACAUGAAUAAAACAUUACGAGAAACUAGAAUUGGAACAUACGAUGAUAUCGAAAUAGCUUAUGAAGACACUUCAAUUAUUGUUGCACUGAAGAAAUUUGUGGAGCGAAGAGUGUCCGCUUUGCCUUUAGUAGACUCACAGGGACGUCUUGUCGAUAUUUAUGCUAAGUUUGAUGUAAUUAAUUUGGCUGCUGAAAAAACUUACAAUGACCUGGAUGUAUCUCUUAAAAAAGCUAACGAACAUAGAAAUGAAUGGUUCGAAGGUGUACAUAAAUGUAAAUUGGAUGAAACACUUUUUACUAUAAUGGAGCGUAUUGUAAGAGCUGAGGUGCACAGACUAGUUGUUGUGGAUGAGAACGACAUGGUUAUCGGUAUGAUAUCCUUAUCCGAUUUGCUGCUGUAUCUAGUAUUGCGACCUUGCGGUGAGCAAACUGAAGGCGUCGCUUCGGUACGAGCGCAGGAUAUGAAACUUUACGACAGCGCCUCGCAAAGUAGCUUAGAGUCGACCACUUCGAACUUACUUAACGAAGAAGUUUCGCAAACGAUCCUGGAGGAGGAGGAGCACGGGGAAACGAAUUUAGAGGACAAGUUCGCAAAGGAUCCUACAGAUUCGGAUGAUGCCGAUAGCGGUACAGAUUUCAAUAGGAGCCUAGACGAAAGUAUCGACAGGAAAUCCGGCAACAGUCUGCUCGAUUCUCCGGUCAUAGAAAAAGCGUCUAUACACAGUGACGGCAUCUUUCGGGAGGUCGCCGUAACUGGAGGCGAAUAGAUAAAUUAUGGAAAAAAAAUUAUUAGUGAUUACAAAAAUGCGGGUCCUUCGAUGAAUUUUUAAAUUCGGCCGGAAUCGUUGUCAGUUUAUUCAUCUUGUAGAAAGGCGGAGUGAAAAUAGACGGGAAUAUGAUAUUUUCUACCUUGUACUUAAUUGUUAAGAUUUAUAAUACCAAAGACUGUUAGAUCGAUUUGUUUUUAAAUCGGCUUCUUUGCAAGGGGAACAUUCUGGCCGAAUUUAAGUGCCAAUGUGCUUAUUUAUUUAUGUAACAUAUUAACAUCGUAACCCACCACUGUUCUCAUUAGAAUUUUAUUCAUGCUAUAAUGUAUAUUCGUGUAUAUUAUUGAAGAUGAUAACUAAUAUGAACGUGCUUUUUAUAAUUCUUUUUACAAAGUGUCAUCUUGAACUUGGGGGAUUUGUGGACGUUAUCGAAGUAAUAAAGAGAGCUGCACAUUUACCAAUAGUGGCCUAUAAUUAUUGUUUAAUAUAGUGUUUCUUGCGCUAGUUUUAAGUACAAAGAUAUAUUAAUAAGAGUUUAUCAACAAUCGCUCCACAAAAUCUCUCCCAUCUAUAAAAUCUCAAGAAUUGAAACAACGGCGCGCCCUGUGUAUACACGGUACGAAAGAAGCAUUGAUGUCUAAUUUCUGUAGCAAACAAUUUGGUAUUUUCUUACAUGUGUAACGAUAACUAUAUUUGCUUAAUAAAUACAAAUUUCAAUAUGAAAGUAAUUUGAAAAUAUUUUGUUUCCAUAUCUAAUAUUAGUGGACAGACUGUUUGUUACCUAUCUUUAGAAAAUAGAAAUGAUUUUGUAUAAAUCUAGAAGUAAUAUACAAAAUUCCUUAUUA
Molecule: messenger RNA, 3794 nt
Organism: Photinus pyralis (common eastern firefly)
Lineage: Eukaryota; Metazoa; Arthropoda; Insecta; Coleoptera; Lampyridae
Gene: SNF4Agamma
Product: 5'-AMP-activated protein kinase subunit gamma-2
Source: RefSeq, a predicted model, not a curated record